This is a messenger RNA of Rattus rattus (black rat), 2115 nucleotides long. It is a transcript of the gene Crtc3, whose product is annotated as CREB regulated transcription coactivator 3. NCBI's taxonomy places the organism in Eukaryota, Metazoa, Chordata, Mammalia, Rodentia, Muridae. Gene Ontology annotation, cellular component: nucleus; cytoplasm. Bases 343 to 1626 code for a protein of 427 amino acids. The record is from RefSeq and is a predicted model, not a curated record. Gene Ontology annotation, biological process: positive regulation of transcription by RNA polymerase II. Gene Ontology annotation, molecular function: cAMP response element binding protein binding. The transcript is spliced from 13 exons.
CCGUCACUUCAUCAAGCUGAUAAUGUUCGUGGGACCCGCCACCAUGGGCUGGUGGAGAGGCCAGCCCGGAACCGCUUCCACCCUCUUCACCGCAGGUCUGGGGACAAGCCAGGGAGACAGUUUGAUGGAAAUGCUUUUGCAGCCAGUUAUUCUUCGCAGCCCCUGGAUGAGAGCUGGCCAAGGCAACAGCCUCCGUGGAAAGAGGAAAAGCAUCCUGGAUUCAGGCUGACAUCUGCACUUAACAGGACCAAUUCUGAUUCCGCUCUUCACACAAGUGCUCUGAGCACCAAACCCCAGGACCCCUAUGGAGGAGGAGGCCAGUCAGCCUGGCCUGCCCCGUACAUGGGUUUCUGUGAUGGUGAAAAUGAUGGCCGUGGGGAAGCCGCCUUCCCGGGUCUGCUGAAGGAAGAGAAUCUGUUAAACGUCCCGAAGCCACUGCCCAAACAACUGUGGGAGACCAAGGAGAUCCAGUCCCUGUCUGGACGCCCUCGGUCCUGUGAUGUUGGGGGCGGCAGUGCCUUCCCACAUAAUGGCCAAAACACAGGCCUCUCGCCGUUUCUGGGGACCCUGAACACUGGAGGGUCAUUACCAGAUCUAACCAACCUUCACUACUCAGCACCCCUGCCAGCCUCCCUGGACACCAGUGACCACCUCUUUGGUAGCAUGAGCGUGGGGAACAGUGUGGGCAACCUUCCAGCUGCUAUGACUCACCUGGGGAUAAGAAACUCCUCUGGUCUCCAGAGUUCUCGAAGUAACCCUUCCAUCCAAGCCACGCUCAAUAAGAUUGCGCUGUCCUCAUCCCUCAAUAGCCACCCACAGCCGUCCAUGGCCAAUGCCUCUGCUCUCCACCCCUCGCUCCGUCUCUUCUCCCUUAGCAACCCAUCUCUUUCUACCACAAACCUGAGUGGCCACUCUCGGCGCAGGCAGCCUCCAGUCAGCCCUCUCACGCUCUCUCCUGGCCCUGAAGCACAUCAAGGUUUCAACAGACAGCUAUCUGCAACCAGCCCACUGAACCCGUACCCUGCCUCCCAGAUGGUGACCUCAGAGCAGAGUCCACUUUCCUUCCUGCCCACAGACGCUCAAGCCCAAGUGUCCCCACCACCCCCUUACCCCACACCCCAGGAGCUGCCUCAGCCACUCCUACAGCAGCCCCAUGCCCAUGAGCCCCCAGCUCAGCAGCCCCAGGCAGCCCCCUCCCUGUCACAGUCAGACUUCCAGCUCCUCACUGCCCAGGGCUCGUCUCUGACCAACUUCUUCCCCGAUGUGGGCUUUGACCAGCAGCCCAUGAGGCCCAGCCCCGCCUUUCCUCAGCAGGUGCCUUUGGUACAGCAGAGCCACCGAGAACCACAGGACUCGUUCCACUUGAGACCAAACCCAUAUUCCAACUGUGGGAGCUUCCCGAACGCCAUCCUGACAGAAGAUACCAACACCAGCCUGUUCAAAGGCCUUAGUGGGGGGCUGUCGGGCAUGCCUGAGGUCAGCCUGGACAUGGACACUCCGUUCCCACUGGAAGAGGAGCUACAGAUCGAACCCUUGAGCCUGGACGGACUCAACAUGUUAAGUGACUCCAGCAUGGGCCUGCUGGACCCCUCUGUGGAGGAGACGUUUCGAGCUGACCGGCUGUGAGCAAACCACAGUGGAACUGGGGAACUGAAGUGGCCAGGAUAAGCUAAGACUGGAGCCAGCAACACCCUGACGGUAGUCACAGCAUAGAGGAAGCCAUGCUGCCCCAGGCUCUCCACUGAGGUCCUAGCUCAGACGCCGUGUACUGCUGCAGGCCACCUGCUUUGGAGCUUCUGGUGACCAGGAAGCUCAUCAUGUCACCCUUAAUUCUUUGUAUAGGCCACCUGGUCAGUCAUUGUGUAAACAUAGAAAAUGCUGGGUAACACGUCCGUGCUCCAGACCUCGGAUCCCUGUCAGCACUGAAGACAGGACCCGUAGAGGAGGCAGUUGGAGGCCAUAGGCCCGUGGAGUUGGCUCAGUGUCACACAACGGUACCAGAGCACCAUGAUGCCUUUCUGUCUGACCGCCGAAGCCAGGUACCCUCCAGCUGGUGGGUAUUCUGGGCCUAGCCAUUGCUCUGCCAAAUGGCUUAAUUAAAAUGAAGAAGCUUAA